Messenger RNA from Sceloporus undulatus (fence lizard), 1686 nucleotides. It is a transcript of the gene ZNF488, whose product is annotated as zinc finger protein 488. Gene Ontology annotation, biological process: regulation of DNA-templated transcription. Gene Ontology annotation, cellular component: nucleus. The record is from RefSeq and is a predicted model, not a curated record. Lineage: Eukaryota; Metazoa; Chordata; Lepidosauria; Squamata; Phrynosomatidae.
AUCACUGGAGGUGGGCCCUUGACUCUAUCUGAAUUUCUCCUUCUUCCCCCUCUUCACUCCCCCUCUUUCCCAUCUCUCUCUCUCACAUACAAAUGAAGGCAGCUUCCACUUCCCACUUUUAUUGUCUUUGUCGCUCUCUUUCUCUUUUCAUAUUUCCCAUCAGAUUGCCCCCCUCACUUUGACAGAUGACAUUUCAGGCAGCAACCAAUCAGCAGCCAUCAUUACCCCCCCCCCUAAAAGGCUUUGCUUCAAGCUUCCCUUCCUCCCCCCCCACCCCAAUCAACACACCUUGGUGUUGUCUCAUUGCACAGCCUCCCUCCUCUCUUUCCUUCUUGGGAGGCACUGGCAGGGGCUGACCAUUCCAUCUGAAUUUGGCAUAACAGUACAAUUGAACUCUCGCACUGGAAAUCAGAGCGUGACAGAAGCUGUACACGAGGUCAUUACUGGAUUUUUUUUCUAGUUGGAUUGCCCAAACUGCAAGCAAAUUUUCAAGUGUGAAUACUCCUAUCUCUCUCAUGCACGCUUUCUUUGCUUCUCAGAAAAUAGCUCCCAUCUCUUGAGAAAUCAUUCUGCCCCAAAAAUCAUGAAGAGUAGGUUAGUGGAGCAAGCCACCAACUUCCAGAGUCUUGCUAGAGACCUAGAGCUCAAAAUGGCCACUUGGAAAGAUGAUUCCCAUGUGGGGGAAAUGAACUGUGACAAAAUGGAGAAUAAUCAAGGCAGAAAAACUGUGCUGUUGGAGAAAACAAAUGGUCUAUAUGACAAACUUCACAGUGAGAACAGGGAUGAAAAAACUGUACAGUAUGUGUUAGAGGGACCUUUCUGGAAGUUCAGUGCAGGGAAACAAAUAGUUGUUAAUAAGGAUGUACUGGAACAGAAGGAGAGUGCCUUCACUGAAGUGAGGAGAAUGAAGCUGAUAAUUGAGAAACCUAAAAAGACAGAACAAGGAAAUGAAGAGGCUUACUUUAGGAAAAAUGGCCAAGUUUAUUGUUCAUCAGGCAGUGCAUUCUCUUGUGUAUGGCCCAUCAGAGCUUCUGAGGAACCAAAGAGUGCUUUCAGCAAGCCAGCAAAAGGCCUACUGGACCAAAGAGCAAUGGCUGCCACUCAUCAUGUGAGUGAUCCAGGGAGAUGCUCAGGGAAGCUGUCAGGAUGCAUCAGUGCCACUGACCUCAAGAAGUACAAAAACCUUUUGACUUCUAAGUUCUUUGUGAGUGAUUUGACCAGCUCUCCAUUGCUGCAGACCAAUAUUGCUCAGAGCAACACUUUCCCUUAUAUUUCAGGAUUAUGGCCAAGGCAGACAAAAGAGCACAUGCAGAUCACAUCCACCUCAAACUCCUCCUUUGCUUCCUUGAUGCUGUUGCCUCCUACCUUCACUUCCUUUGGUACAGAAGCCCAGAACUGGUGUGCAAAAUGUAACCUCCCUUUUCGCAUGACGUCUGACCUUGUGUUCCACAUGCGCUCCAAUCACAAAAAGGAGAGUGUUUCUCCAGGGUCCUGUGGCAAAAGGAAGCGGGAAGAAAAAGUGUCUUGUCCUGUCUGUCAGGAAUAUUUUCAGGAGCAGCAUCAUUUAUCUCGUCAUAUGACUUCUCAUUUUUAGGCUUAACUUGAUCAUUUGACAACUGCCAUCCGCCGGCCUGAGAGGGAGUUCGCCAGGCAAGUCCAGUUCCAUCAGGAUUAAGCCUGGAAGAA